Molecule: messenger RNA, 4506 nt
Organism: Lytechinus pictus (painted urchin)
Lineage: Eukaryota; Metazoa; Echinodermata; Echinoidea; Temnopleuroida; Toxopneustidae
Product: mitochondrial intermembrane space import and assembly protein 40-like
Exons: 4
Coding region: 164-589 (141 amino acids)
Biological process (GO): protein import into mitochondrial intermembrane space
Cellular component (GO): mitochondrial intermembrane space
Molecular function (GO): protein-disulfide reductase activity
Source: RefSeq, a predicted model, not a curated record
ACCGGCCGGGAUGCGGCGUAUACGUGGCGACUCGCACCAUUGCUUUCCAUUCAAUUUCGAUUCGAGCUACCAAUAGUGUAUUUCUUACAUCAUCACUGUUAGCUGCUGCGUCUAAAUACAAGUCGAAUUCUUACAGAAUUAGGGGAGAAUUAGAUAAACAACAAUGUCGUAUUGUCGCCAAGAGGGGAAGGACCAAGUUCUCUUCGUCACAAAGGAGGACCAUGAAACCCCCAUCAAGGAGGAACUCAAAUAUCUUGCUGAGGAAGAAGAACCAGAAGGUUUGAUCCUUGCUAAUGGGGAUAUCAACUGGAGUUGCCCUUGUCUUGGAGGCAUGGCCAGUGGUCCCUGUGGUAUGGAGUUCAGGGAGGCCUUCUCCUGCUUCCACUACAGCAUGGCCGAACCCAAGGGGUCUGACUGCAUAGACAAUUUCCGGAAGAUGCAGGAAUGCAUGGUCACCUACCCUGAACUGUACCCCAUGAACGAGAAGUCAGAUCCUAGUGAAUCUGCGGACAUUGUACAAGAAGCGUCUCAAGAAGAGAUUGAAAAGGACCAAGCAAAAAGUGAAACGGACAAGGAGAAUGUCAGCUAACGUGUAAGGAUAGAAGAGGGAAAAAGCUCUGGACUUUUAUACCUUUUUUACCUGUUAUAAUUGAUUUAUCCAAUGAAUAGGAAUCAUACUGCUGUUGAAGUCACCGACAAAAAAUAACUUGGUGCUGAUAUGACUUCCCUGCUCGGUGAAGAAGAUAUGGCAUUCUUUUGAAAUGCAAUUGCUUCGCUAUGGCAUUAUAUGGAAUAACCCUAAUUACAUUCUCCAAACCAGUCACCAAAAUUUGUAGAGUGUCUCAAUUUCCACUUCUUAGCUGCGUCACAUUAUUGGCACUGUGGAGAAUAUGGCCAAUACUUCUUGGGGUUUGCUGCAGGAGCCUAUUUCAUGUGCAUUCAGUUGUUAAUUUCAAUUGCAAAUUAUUUUUGUUAUUGCUUGGAACAUCCAUCGUUCAAUUAUUUCAAGAAUUAUGAAUAAUUAUAGGAUGUAAAAUUGACUUGCAAUUGAAUGCAAGUUUCUUGCAGUACCCCCAUACUUUACUUUGUUUACUAAACCUCAUAUUUUAUCUGGGAUUUGACAAAAUUUAGUUCAAAUUAUUUUUUUUAUAAUGCAAGAGUAAUAAAUGAGUGCAGCUAUAAGUAAUGAGACCAAUCACCAGGACAUAUUGAUUCAAUCAGAAAUUCAAUCAAUUUCAGUGCUGUUUCAUGGUGAUGAAUAUCUGUAUGUUAUUACAGGGCUCGACACUAGCGGCGGUCCGACGGUCCCAGACCGGUAAAAAUCGCUGUCGGGCCGGUAGAUUUUCAAAAAUAGGAAGAUUUACUGGUCCGACAUGACCAGUAAAAAAUAUCAUUGUCGGGCCAGUAAUUUUUCCAAAAAUAGCAAGAUUUUAAGGGUCCGACAUGACCAGUAAUGAAAACCAUUGUUGGGCCAAUAACUUUUCCAGAAAUGGUCAAAUUCACUGCAAACCAUUUCCCCCCGACAAAUUCUGUCAUUCACACACAGAAUACACACAGAAUGAAUUGCACGUAAGUGUUACUAGAGUAGAUACAGUGUACAUGUAGCCAGCCACACAACCCAUGUGGUAAAUUCUCUACUGGCUGCGCGAACGAAACUUUGCUAAACUCUGGCAGAAAUCUCUCACAGAACUAUCAAAAUUCACGGUUCAUACUCAUGAAAGGCUCUUAUAAUGUCCAUAUUUCCUAAAAAUUGGAGUAACUCUGUCAUUUGUAAGCAGUAAAAGGAGAAAUUUUCACUUCUGUUUGGUUCAAACAGAUCGGGUUUCGGGUGAUAUCGUCUGAAUACAUAUUAGCCCCACAUAUGCAUUUAUGUGUGUGUUGAUACACUUGGUUUCUGACUUUCUUUCGUAGCUAUUUUAAUUGAGCCAAAAAGAUACUGAUAAAUUAUUUAUCAUGAUAGUUUUAGCUUUCUUCCUCUGUUUUCUUCCUAUCUUUCUUUCCUUCUUUCUUUUCAAUCUUUCUUUGUUUCUUCCCUCUCUUCUUUCAUUUUUUUGGUACUGUCUUUUUUUUUUAUUUUCCCUUUUUUUCUUUAAUUCGUUCUUUCAUUCUUUCUAUCCGUAUAAAAAAUAUUUUUCUCUAUUUCUUUUUUCUCUCUCUCUCUUUCUUUUUUCUUUCUUUUUUUUCUUUCUUUCUUUCUCUCUUUCUUCCUUCCUUCCUUCCUUUCUUUCCUUCCUUCUUUUUACCCUUUUCUUUCCUUCAUUCUUCGUUACUUUCUUUGUUUCUUUCUUCCUUCCAUCCAUCAUUUAUUUACCCUUUCUUGUUUUUUUUUAUUUCUUCCUUCUUUCAGCUCUCUCUUUCAUUCAUUCCUUCCUUUCUUCUAUCUGUCUUGUUCUUUCCUUUUCCCUUUGUUAAAUCUAUCCUUUUACCUUUCCUUUCUUCUUUUUUUGACUGCUUGCUUCCUUUCUCUCCUUUAUUCUUUCAUUCCUUCCUUUCUUUGUCUCUCAGUCUUUUUUUUUUCUUCCUUUCAUCUAUUCUUUUACUUUUUCUUUUUAUAUUGCUUGCUUCUUUCCUUCCUUCCCUUCCUUUAUUUAUUUCUUUCCUUCUAUCUAUCAUUUUACCUUUCCUUUAUUUCUUCCUUGAUUCCUUUCUUCCUUCUUUCAAUCCUUCCUUCCUCUCUUUCUUUCUUUUGUCCUUCUUUCCAUCUCUCCUUAUACCCUUUCUUUUGUAUUGCUUCUUCUUUCUUUCCUUUACUACUUUCUGGAUUUGUUCUUUCUUUCUGUAUUGCUUGCUUCAUUUCUUUCCUUCAUUUCUUUUUUCUUUUCUUUCUUUCUUAUUUUUGUUCCUUCUUUAUUCCUUCCUUCCUUUCCUUCUUUAGUUCUUUCUUUUUUUCCUUCCUUCACAUCUAUCCUUCCUUUCUUGUAUUCUUUCUUUCUUUUCCUUCCUUCCUUUCUUUCUUUCUUUCUUUCUUUCCUUGUUUCGUUUCUGUCUUGCUUUCUUUUUGUCCUUCAUUCCUUCUUUUUAUUUGGGGGGGGGGGGGGUAACGAAAGGCUAGAAAAAUAAACUUGCGCCUUUUUUUUUAAUGUUUUCUUUAUUUUUUUGGACCAGUAGAUUUUAGGUUCGGACCAGUAAAAAUUUGAAAAACUGGGUAUCUACUGGUCCGACAUGAAUAGGUUGGACCAGUAGAAAAAAUGGGUUAGUGUGGAGCCCUGGUUAUUAUGUGGUUUCAAAAUUCGAAAAGAUCUAAAGUUGUUUGCUUCAGUUUUAUAUGAUUGUAAAGUGAGACCAAACAUGAAGUGACUGUUAAUUUUACUGAGAAUAUAUUUUCCAUAAGAAUGUGUAAACUACAGGAAUGAAACAAAGUGCACAUAUAGAUUGUAGAUGAUAACAACAUGUAUUGUUUCAUGUUGUGAUUCAUUUCUUGUAUCACUUUCACAAAAGUUUACUAUUUGAUGAAUAUUUUGUAUCAGUGCCAGAUGCUAAGGGGGAGGGGGAGUGCUGUCCAUUCUUCUUCCCUUUUGGUGGAGCUGGACAGCUGGUUGUUAUGGUGACUUAACCAUGCUCUUAUAAAGAACUUUUGCAUAUUGUUCUUCCUCAUAAAAUGUCAUCAGACUAAAAAAUAAGAUUGUCUUGCACCAAGUGUAUAACAAAUUAAGGGGCAAAAUUGAUUGUCAACUGAAUUCAUCAGAGUUUUAUUGGAGAUAUAAUGUACAUGUGCACUGUGGUUAUAAAGAAAUAACAAAAGUAUUACAAAUCUUUCUUUUGGAGUUGAAAGAUAGAUACAGUGUGCCUCAGCUUUGAUUUAAAGGAAACCUCUUAAAAUUUCAUGAGUGUCAAAGAGAUUGUGGCAACACUGUCCACAUGGUAUUAACUAUUAAGUUUAUAUUUUCGGAUGCUCCCUUUAUUUACCGGUAUACACUUAUUAGAGAUCUUCACAAUGAAGUUAAUACAGCAUAGAAAUGGGUGAAGUGAACAUGUAUUAUUAUUUGAGAUAUAAAGAAAUAAUCGGUGUGUGAAAUUGGUUUCACUUUUUCUUAGAGAGGUCCAAUGCAGUUCUUGUAAUCUUGGAUAAAGUGUGUAAUUUUUUAUAUAAUGAAGGUCAUGCACAGCACAGUAACUUCAAUGUGUAAGUUUGAAAUGAAACCUGUCAUGUAACAUCUGAAGGUUUCCAUGGCAAAGAAGAAUAGUGUAGUAGCGGAGUAGGUUUCACGAUACACCAUGUAUCUUUCAUGGGCAAUUGUUGAUCCUGAAAAGGCAUACAGCACCUUGACAGAAUAUACAAAUACAAUACCUGCUUUUACAACUUUGCUCAUUCUCCCGAAGACGGCAAGAACACACUAAUUGUAACGUUGAGUUUGGGUGGUCCUUUUUAGGACCAACAGGACCAACAAGUGCCCUAAAAAUAUACAUUGUGUACUGUGAUACCUGUCAUGUUAUAUAAUUAUCAGUUCUAAUAUAGAUGCUAUUUCACUAUGGUCUUUUGAUCAUCUAUUAAAAUUGUAACCUUGA